AUGACCACUUCGACCACCCUUCCCCACCUCACUGUGCCACCUCUCACUGCACCACAACUUUUCACAGACAGUGAAGAGCACAGCGAGGAUGACCUAGGUCUGCCUCAAUCAAAUCCUCAUCGUCUGCUCAACAUGAAUAACAGUAAUAACAAUGACGAGGAGAAAAAGAAGAAAAGGAAAAAGGAGAAGAAAGAGAAGAAGGAGAAGAAAGAGAAGAAGAAGGAAGAAAAGGAAACAAAGGAAAAAGAGACAGAAAAGGAGAAGGAGAAUGAAAAAGAGAAAGAAAAAGAGAAGGAAAAGGAGAAGGAAAAGGAAAAGGAAAAGGAAAAGGAAAAGGAAAAGGAAAAGGACAAGGACAAGGACAAGGACAAGGAGAAGGAAAAGCCCAAAGAACUGUUUGUCAUUAAUCCUGCUGGGAAUUUGUAUUACAACUGGCUGUUCGUCAUCACAUUACCAGUCAUGUACAACUGGACCAUGAUCAUUGCCAGGGCUUGCUUUGAGGAGCUGCAGCACAACUACCUCAUUUACUGGGUUAUCUUGGACUACACUUCAGACAUAAUCUACCUUGCUGAUAUGCUCGUCAGGACCAGAACAGGUUACCUUGAACAAGGCCUGAUAGUGAAAGAUAAAAAGCUGCUAUUGGAUCGCUACAUCGCCAGCUUCCAGUUUCGUCUGGAUUUCAUCUCCAUGUUGCCCACUGACGUCUUCUAUUUCAUACUGGGUCUUGACUACCCAGAGAUUCGCAUCAACAAGCUGCUGAGAAUCGGUCGCAUGAUGGAGUUCUUCACGAGGACUGAGACUAAAACCAACUACCCCAACAUCUUCCGUAUUGGAAACUUGAUCAUGUACAUCCUCAUCAUCAUCCACUGGAAUGCCUGCUUCUAUUUCUCCUUCUCCAAGGCCAUUGGCUUUGGCGCUGAUGACUGGGUUUACCCAGCUCUGGAUGACCCUGAGGAGCCUGCGUUUGGGGAACCCAUGAGGAAGUAUGCGUUCAGCCUCUACUGGUCCACACUGACCCUGACAACCAUUGGAGAAACACCGCCACCAGCCCUGGACUCAGAAUUUCUCUUCCAUGUGGUGGACUUCCUAGUUGGGGUCCUCAUCUUUGCCACUAUUGUAGGAAACAUUGCUACCAUGAUCUCCAACAUGAAUGCUGCCCAAGCCCAGUUUCAGGCUCGAAUUGACAACAUCAAGCAGUACAUGCAGGUUCGAAAGGUCAGCAAGGAUCUUGAGUUGCGUGUCAUCAAGUGGUUUGACUAUCUGUGGAAUAACGGCAAGGCACAGGAUGAACGGGAGGUGCUGAGGUAUCUUCCAGACAAGCUAAAAGCCGAGAUCGCCAUCCAAGUUCACAUGGAGACACUGAAGAAAGUUCGCAUUUUUGCAGACUGCGAGGCCGGCCUGCUGAUCGAGUUGGUGCUAAAGCUCCGGCCGCAGGUGUUCAGUCCUGGAGACUACAUCUGCAAAAAGGGUGAUAUUGGCCGUGAGAUGUAUAUCAUCAAAGACGGAAAACUUGCAGUAGUUGCUGACGACGGUGUCACACAGUUUGUUGUUCUGGGAAGUGGCAGCUAUUUUGGUGAGAUCAGUAUCCUUAAUAUUAAAGGCAGCAAAGCAGGCAACAGGCGGACAGCCAACAUCCGCAGCAUUGGAUACUCAGACCUUUUCUGUCUGUCCAAGGAUGACCUGAUGGAGUCACUGACAGAGUACCCAGAUGCUAAAGCCAUGCUUGAGGAGAAGGGACGACAGAUCCUGAUGAAAGAUGGUCUGAUAGACUUGGACCCAGCCAACAUUAUGCCUGAGGCCAAGGAGCUGGAGGAGAAGGUCAACAGAUUGUACAGCAUGAUGGAGCUCAUGCAGAUGAAGCUGAGGAGGAUUCUGGGAAAUUACAAAACCACUGACAAGGCUCUCAAACAUCGCAUCGCUGAUCUGGAGCGCCUGACAGGAGAGGAGGUAGAGGAUGAAGAUGAGGAGGAAGCAGAGGUGAAAAAGGAAGAAGAAAAAGCAGGAGAGGAUGAAGGUGAUGGGGAGAAAAAGGAAGAAGAGGGAAAAGAUGAGGAGGCAAAGGAUGAGGAGGGAAAAGGUGAAGAGACAAAGGAAGAAGAGGAAAAAGACGGAGAAACUAAAGAGGAAAAAUAA
This is a messenger RNA of Thunnus maccoyii (southern bluefin tuna), 2133 nucleotides long. It is a transcript of the gene cnga1a, whose product is annotated as cyclic nucleotide gated channel subunit alpha 1a. The transcript has 8 exons. The record is from RefSeq and is a predicted model, not a curated record. Gene Ontology annotation, molecular function: intracellularly cGMP-activated cation channel activity; intracellularly cAMP-activated cation channel activity; protein-containing complex binding. Gene Ontology annotation, biological process: monoatomic cation transmembrane transport; potassium ion transport. Gene Ontology annotation, cellular component: plasma membrane; intracellular cyclic nucleotide activated cation channel complex. Lineage: Eukaryota; Metazoa; Chordata; Actinopteri; Scombriformes; Scombridae. The coding region runs from base 1 to 2133 and encodes 710 amino acids.